AUGCCGGCUGAAUUCCGUUACACUGAGGAAUUGACCCAACCUCUAUUAGAUUUGACCUCCAUAGAUACCGAUGUGCUGUUGACUCAAGCGCCCGAGGAGGACAUACCAAGCAGUUCCUCGAGUUCGACGGACAGUUGGCCAAGUUGGCCUCCCAGUGAAGGUCGAGCUGCCGUGAUGAGUCGUACAGUUCCACUGCAGAAGGCUAUGUCAGAGGAGGGAACGGAACAAAGACGAUCCAUCAUGAUCACCGGGGCAAGACAGUCUGUCAGGCACUCCUUUUCCAUCGCUGGGCUGCCCACAGAAACCAGUGAUAUGAGAAACUCACUGGAUUCCCAUGCAAAUAAACACAUCAAUAAUAACAAACGUUUCCAGAAAUACUUGACCUUUUAG
This is a messenger RNA of Dicrocoelium dendriticum, 390 nucleotides long. The record is from the annotation of a GenBank genome assembly. Lineage: Eukaryota; Metazoa; Platyhelminthes; Trematoda; Plagiorchiida; Dicrocoeliidae.